ACCUACCGUCCCAUUAUUUUAUUUUACACCACGAAGAAAAGAAUCCAAACAUCACGGAAAUAGACGUGAUGGUCUACUGUUUUACUUGUAUUUUAUUCCAGAGAAACACAAUUGAAACCUUUUAAUUUCUAUGAAUUAACGAUGGAUUUAAAACGUGCUAAAGAUGUAACUAGAUCGAGCACACAUCUUAAAUCAGUCUUUGUUCAUUUGCUCAGGAUUCAGUUUCGUUUUUUAUCAGCCAGUGAUUGACUGGAGCACUGAGGGUUUCACAACACCAUGGGCAACAGGAGGAGAGGUCACACUCAUGCACCUAAAACACCUCCAUCCCUGGACACACACUCCUCCAACACACUCCGGCACUCUGACCAUGAGCAGGGCGUGAAGCACAGGAUAUGUAUGGUGUCAGACUUCUUCUACCCAAACAUGGGUGGUGUGGAGAGUCACAUCUACCAGCUCUCACAGUGCCUCAUAGAGAAGGGCCACAAGGUUGUGAUAGCUACGCAUGCGUAUGGAGACCGCCGUGGGAUUCGGUACCUGACCAACGGUCUGAAGGUGUAUUACCUACCACUGCAGGUCAUGUAUAAUCAGUCCACAGCCACCACCUGCUUUCACAGUUUGCCGCUACUCCGAUGCGUGUUUGUGCGUGAGCGCAUCACAAUAGUGCACGCCCACAGCUCCUUCUCCGCGAUGGCCCAUGAUGCUCUGUUCCACGCCAAGACUAUGGGGCUCAACACCGUAUUCACAGACCACUCUCUCUUUGGAUUUGCGGACCUGAGCUCUGUACUGACAAAUAAGCUGCUGACUGUCUCUCUGUGUGACACGAAUCACAUCGUGUGUGUGUCGUACACUAGUAAAGAGAACACUGUACUGCGAGCCGCACUGGACCCAGAGAUCGUCUCGGUCAUCCCUAAUGCUGUUGACCCCACUGACUUCACCCCUGAUCCCUGUCGUCGUGACAACAGCAAGAUCACCAUUGUGGUCAUCAGUCGACUGGUUUACAGGAAAGGGAUUGAUUUACUAAGUGGAAUCAUUCCUGAACUGUGUGGAAAGCAUCCAGAUCUCUGCUUUCUGAUUGGUGGAGAGGGACCCAAAAGAAUCGUUUUGGAAGAGGUUAGAGAGAAAUAUCAGCUUCAUGACAGGGUUCGUCUGCUGGGAGCUCUGGAUCAUAAGGAUGUGAGGGAUGUUCUUGUUCAGGGUCAUGUCUUUCUCAACACUUCUCUCACUGAGGCCUUCUGUAUGGCCAUCGUGGAGGGAGCCAGCUGUGGGCUGCAUGUGGUGAGCACUCGUGUUGGAGGUAUACCUGAAGUCUUGCCUGAUGAGUUGGUGACUCUGUGUGAACCAUCAGUUCAGUCACUUUGUGAUGGCUUAGAAGCAGUAAUUGCAAGAAUACGCACAGGAAAUGUGGCGUCUCCUGCCACCAUCCACCGCAAGGUCCGAACACUGUAUACUUGGAGAAACGUUGCCGAGCGCACAGAAAAGGUGUAUAAUCGGGUGUGCAGGGAGUCCGUUUUGCCAUUGUCUGCAAGACUGCAUAGACUGAGCUCUCACUGUGGUACUGUGGCAGGCUCUAUUUUCUCCUUUGUUGCUGUUAUUAACUUCCUCUUCCUGCUUUUCCUGCAGUGGCUCCGCCCAGAUCAUCUGAUUGAUGUUGCUAUAGAUGCAUCAGGCCCUCACAGCCGCUUCGGGCAGCAUGUUAGUAAGAAGAAAAUUAAAACACCAAACCCGGCUGUUGAUCUAACAUGACUAUACGAGUUUAUUUAGCAGGAGAAGGAUGUUAGGUAAUGAACUGAACUGAAAUUGUAGUACUGAUGUACUGUGGUACAUCAAAACAUGUACUAACUAUUUCUGUUUACAUUCCCAUAUAAAACAGUGACCUCAGGUGUAGAGAAAGAGAGAGUCCAGCGCCUGCUUUUGCACAAUAAAAAGCUGCCUUUAACUGAACCCCUAUCAGAAGAUAGUAUACGCUGGCUGAAAUUGUUGUACAAACACCCUUUGAACAUCUAGAUUUAAGAUAAAUAAAUGACAAACAUGGCCAGCUUUUCCUGUAUCACCUUUAUAUUUUUCAUCUCACAGCAUAUCUGUAUAUUUUAGAUGUGAUUUUAAAUUGACAUAUAUGAACUGAAGUGAAAUGUUAAAUGCCAAACACAGUUUUUGAGCUUUAGUGGAGCUAUGAAAUGUCAAAUGGAUCAUAUCUGUUCAUUUCUUUGAUCUGAUGGUACUUUUUGAUUUCUUUUGCUGCUUUUAUUGGCUAAUGAUGGAUAGUGACAUGAACAUAUUUAUUUAAACCCGAACACACUAUUUUCUUUUGACUUCACUUGCAGCGCACUCAUUUUAGGGCACUGUACUUCACUUUUCAUACUUGCUUUCUUUUAUGUUACACCUAUUUUAUAUUGAUCUUCUCUGUGAGUAUGAUGAUCAUGGUUAUAAUGCACAAAUGUUCGUACUACCUGAAAGUGGUGUUAACUUGAAUUAUUUUUGUUGACACAAUCUAAAAUAAACUUUAUUAACAUACAACAA
Ctenopharyngodon idella (grass carp) is the source of this 2517-nucleotide messenger RNA. RefSeq names its product phosphatidylinositol glycan anchor biosynthesis, class A (gene piga). The record is from RefSeq and is a predicted model, not a curated record. Bases 277 to 1743 code for a protein of 488 amino acids. The transcript is spliced from 7 exons. NCBI's taxonomy places the organism in Eukaryota, Metazoa, Chordata, Actinopteri, Cypriniformes, Xenocyprididae. Gene Ontology annotation, biological process: GPI anchor biosynthetic process. Gene Ontology annotation, molecular function: phosphatidylinositol N-acetylglucosaminyltransferase activity. Gene Ontology annotation, cellular component: glycosylphosphatidylinositol-N-acetylglucosaminyltransferase (GPI-GnT) complex.